Messenger RNA from Brassica rapa (field mustard), 7001 nucleotides. RefSeq names its product probable aspartyl protease At4g16563. Gene Ontology annotation, cellular component: extracellular region. The record is from RefSeq and is a predicted model, not a curated record. Gene Ontology annotation, biological process: proteolysis. NCBI's taxonomy places the organism in Eukaryota, Viridiplantae, Streptophyta, Magnoliopsida, Brassicales, Brassicaceae. Gene Ontology annotation, molecular function: aspartic-type endopeptidase activity.
ACCCCUUAACUCUAAACCCUAAGGUUUGGAUUAAUUAACCCGGUAUAAAUGUAUAUUUACCUCUUUAAUGAAAUCUAUUUUUGUGACUUUGAACCUUGAGUGCUAGUUUGGGAACAAAAACUUAGUUUAGUGCUAUCCUAGUCUUUUUCUCUGGUUAAAAAGUAUAAAUUAAUAUUUGACAGAUUUAUAGCACAACAGGUUAAGAUUUUUAUUAUUAUUUUAAGUAAAAUAUUUCAAAUAGAACAAUUUGAUAAUAUAUUAAGGUAAUGAAAAAUUCAAAAUUCAUAUAAAUAAACGUUCCUAUUAAUAUCAUAAAUAUAUAUUUAGUAUAUACAUAAAAUUAAACAAUAUUUUAAAUAUAACUUUAAUGCUACCCGUUGUUCUCUUUAUAUAAACAUUAUAACUUUAAGGCUACCCGUUGUUCUCUUUAUAAAAACUUUUUGGAGUUUUUUUGUAAUUUUACUGCAUCAAAUUUUUUUUAAAAUAUACAAUUUUUUUCAGUGUGAUAUUUAUUUUUGUACAUUUACAUUUAAUUAUUAUUAUAACAUUAUUUUCAACUUCAUUAUUAUUAUUAAUAAUAAUAAUAACUUCCACAUUGUAUUAUUUUCAAUAAAAUACGUUUUAUUGAAAUAACAAAUAGUACUAAUCAUGACAUUACAAUAAUUAAUUUCGUUUACAUAAGUGGAUUCAUUCUGAAUUCAUUGAUAUUGCAUAUCCUUCAAUGAAUUUUGCAUUGUGAAAGCAAUUAGCUAUUUUAAGUGUAAAAAUUAAAAUUUAAAGGGGUUUUAAAAUAAAUAUUUUUAAAUUAGUAGUUAUUAAUUGAUCUAUAGAUUAGUUAAAUUUUAAAAGCCGGCAUUAUGGUAGUAGGAUUCUGCAAUGGAACAAUACCUUUCAUAAACCUGUACAAAAAGUUGUUAUCUAAAGAAAUCCGCCACUAUACAAGAAUUAUUUUACUCAUAAAUUUUUCUUACGUUUUGUAUAUAUCACUUUCAGAGAAAUAAUAUAAUAGCCUGAAACCACAUUUAAGAAUAAUAUAAGGUCACAUUAUUCUCGAAGUUAGGCUUAUGUACAUUUAUUUAAGUAAAUAUGUUUAGACUAUUUUCUUGAGAAAUCCAUAGCUUAAAACAUUUUAUCACCACAAAAAAUAAUGGUUCACUAUCAUAAAUGUAUCAAUUAUCAAUAACUUGCUUCAUUUCUUGGAGAUAACUCUUAGUUUAUUGUGAUGUUAAGUUGUUAACAUAUUUUCUUAGUAUUAAUGAAGGGCAAACCGUUCAAAAGAAGAAUAUAUUAAUUAGUUAUCAUGCAGUUUAUGAAAACUUUAGAACAGUAAAAAAGUAGGUUCUCAAAACUUAUAGGUUCACGAUCAUAUAUAGUAGUUUAUCCCACGUGAGACGAAUUGUCCAUUAGAAGCUUAUGAUAUCUAAUGUAAAAUGACGUAUCUAAAAUAUCACAUGGAAGGGUACAUAUAAAUCUUAGUUUAUCAAAUACGUUAUUUAUAUAUACUACUAACUCUUUCAUAUGAAGUACACAAAAAUAAUUUUAAGAAAUGCUUUAAAACCCUAAUUCGUCUCUAUAAAUACCAAAACCAACUUAACACAAUCACAUAGAAACCUUUCAUUUGCAAAUCUUUCUUCCUCACCAUCAUCUUGUAUGUUAUAAGUGAUGACAACCAGAAUCAAUGUCUUGUUUAGCUUCCUAUUUAUAACGAUAUUUCUCAAUAUUUUCAGCAUAAACCAAGCAAGACAACAUAAAAACCCUAGUUCUUCUUCUUCUUCUUCUUCAUCAUUACCAUCGUCAUCAUCAUCAUCACCAUCUUCCUUUCUUGUUCUUGCCUUGACCAAAUCAAGUGUUUCUCUUCCCACACCAAAUUCUCAAAUCCAAGAAAGGAUCAAGAAGCCUUUAGAAUCAUCAAUAGGUGCUGUAAUGGAGCCGUUGAGAGAAGUGAGAGAUGGUUAUUUGAUAACCUUAAACAUCGGAACACCUCCACAAUCAGUCCAAGUGUACAUGGACACAGGAAGUGAUCUCACUUGGGUCCCAUGUGGGAAUCUAAGUUUUGAUUGCAUAGAUUGUUACGAUUUCAAGAACAACAAUCUAAAAUCAUCGUCAACCUUCUCUCCUCUUCACUCAUCCUCAUCUUUUAGAGCCUCUUGUGCUAGUUCUUAUUGCGUUGAGAUUCAUAGUUCAGACAAUGCUUUUGACCCUUGUGCAAUAGCUGGCUGCUCUGUGGGUAUGCUUCUCAAGUCCACUUGCUUAAGGCCGUGUCCCACCUUUGCUUAUACGUAUGGUGAAGGUGGUCUUGUCUCUGGGAUACUAACCAGAGAUAUAUUGAAGACUCAAACCAGGGAAGUACCAAGAUUUUCCUUUGGGUGCGUUGCAUCCACUUACCACGAACCUAUAGGCAUUGCCGGAUUUGGAAGAGGUUUGCUUUCUCUCCCAUCGCAGUUAGGGUUUGUACAAAAGGGAUUUUCUCAUUGUUUCUUGCCUUUCAAGUUUGUCAAUAACCCUAAUAUCUCAAGCCCUUUGAUCUUAGGAGACUCUCUUUUAUCCGGCAAUCUCACAAACUCUUUGCAGUUUACCCCCAUGUUGAAUACUCCAAUGUACCCUAACAGCUACUACCUCGGCUUAGAGUCCAUUACAAUAGGUACAAAUGUCACCGCUACACAAGUUCCCUUAACGUUGAAACAGUUUGAUUCACAAGGAAAUGGAGGAAUGUUGAUUGAUUCGGGUACAACUUACACACAUUUACCCGAUCCCUUGUACUCACAAAUUCUCACAAGUCUCCAGUCAACGAUCACGUAUCCUAGAGCAACGGAAACAGAAUCAAGAACAGGCUUUGAUCUAUGCUACAAAGUGCCAUGUCCUAAUAACAAUCUCACUAGUCUCGAAAACGAUGCAACGAUGAUGUUUCCUUCGAUCACUUUCCAUUUCUUGAACAAUGCAGCCUUAAUUCUUCCACAAGGCAACUCGUUUUACGCAAUGAGCGCACCUAGCGACGGUUCGGUUGUGAAAUGCUUGUUGUUUCGGAACAUGGAAGAUGGAGACUACGGUCCGGCCGGGGUUUUUGGGAGCUUUCAACAGCAGAAUGUGAAGGUUGUUUAUGAUUUGGAGAAAGAAAGAAUAGGGUUUCAAGUUAUGGAUUGUGUCACAGAAGCUGUUUCACAUGGACUUUCCAAGGUUCGUGAACAACAACAAAAAUCAUCAAUCUUUUGAUGAGUUGUUUUUCGAGUUUUUUUUCUCUGUUUGUUAUAUGUUAUGUUAUGUCUGUUUGUGUUUGUUGGGUUAUUUUCUUUUGAUUAAGUUAUGUUUUGACUUUAUAAUUAAGAGCCCUUUUUGGAAUUAAUGAUUAGGGUUUUUUGAGCUGGAGACCUUAACCAAAUAUAGAGAAUGAGUUGGGACUUUUUCUUGUUUUAGUAAUUGAAUGAGUUGGAACUUAUAAUUAAGGAACAUGUCGUCGUGGAAUACGAGGUGUAUUAUACAUCGAAAUGUAUUAUAUAAGAGGACAAAGCUACAUGAUCUGUUAACGCAUGAGAUGUAUAUGUGCACAUACAUAUACCAAUAAUGAUUAUAUAAUGUGUCAAACAUAUAACUAAUAUUUGGGGGAAAACAUAUAAACUAAUGAGGAUUGGUGUGCUUGAAAAGAAAAUCUUUUUUAUUUCAGCGUUUUCAAUUACACCAAUUUUCAAUUUGUACCUACGUCACCUUUUAUUAAUUUCUCUAUGAAUUGUGUCAAUAUAAAAUUAAAAUUAAAAUAAAAUGAUAAGUUCUUAAGCUAUCUUACAUCUAACCUGCGAUUUAUGAUUUAUGUCACUCAAACUUUAACUACUCAUAGACAUUUCAUUAAAAUUAAUUUAGUAUUUACUUACAUAUAAAACUAUUUAAUAUAAUACACCAUCCCACAUUUUAUUUUAUAUAUUCUAUUUUUAAAUAAUACAAUCUUAUAAAAUCUUUUCAUUUUUAUAAUUAAUUAAAUUUGUAAUUAUUAUUAAAAAUGUACAUAAAUAUUAACUCAAUUUUAGUUUGAAAAUGAAAAUGAAAAUUAUCUUAGUAUAUAGUUAAAACCAACAAUAUAUUUUAUUAAAACAAAAAGGAAAAUAUCCUAAGAUAACACUAAGGGUAUGAAUGGUGACCAGGGAACGGCAAAAAAUAAUGCAUUCCCUAACGUUCAUGAAAAAAAUCACCAUUCACAAGGAAUAAUAAUUUCCUCUCAUUCCCUUUCAUUUUUUUUUGUAGAGAAUUAAAUAACAAAAGUAUUCCUCGUUAAAAGUGAUAAGGAACAACCAUUCCUUUUCAUUCCUGCUAUUUUAUUCCCGAACAUUCCUUUUUAAUCUGUUCCUCUUGUUUCUCAAAUGGUCACCAGUCAGACCCUAAAAAAAUUUAUGUCACAAACAUAGACUAUAAAGAUCAAAAUGACCAAAAUAUUUCAUUAAAAGAGGUAAAUAUACACUUAUACCCUUAAUGUUAACUAAUACAAACCUUAGAGUUUAGAGUUAAGGGGUGUGAUUUUGGAUUGAGAUUUAAAAUUUUAUAAAAUAAAAUAAAAUAUAAAUAUUAAAAAUUUAAAAAUAAAAUUUUAAAAAAUAGUUUCAAAAAGUAUUUUCGAAUUACCAAAAAAAAAUGAAAAACAAGUGAAAAUAUUUUUCGAAAAAAAUUAAACAAAAAUUAUAAAAAAGUUUGAAUUUGAAAACAUAUAACCUAAACUAUAAAAACAAUUUUUUUUUUAUUUUUUUUUUAUAUAUAUCUAGGGUAUUAGGAUCCUUUUACCUAUUAAAUUAAAUAUUUUUGUCAUUUUCCUCUUUGUAGUCUAUUUUUGUGAUCAAAACUUGAAAAUUGUCUAUUUAGGAGAAUUACCCAACAAAUAAUGAUAUAAAACAAACCUUACCCCUGAACAUUGUAAAAAAAAAAUUGAGUUAUUUUGUAAAAAGAUGGUUAAUUAAUUUCAUACAAAUGUAAAUUAAGAAAAUUAUUUUUAAUACAUAAUGCAAUAAGCGCAAAACUAAAAUAUAAAGUGAUCAGUUUCCUUAAACAACCUUCAAUUCUAACUAUGUUUUUUCCAUUGUUAUAACAACACAAAAAAUAUUUUUCAUUUAAUUUUUAAUUUGUUGAUAUUAACGGAACAAAUAUAUGUGAACUACCGACUCUAACUUUACUAUUAAUUUAAAGGGGUGUUAUUGGAUAGUUAAUUUGACAUUAAUUAUGCGCUCUUGGUAUAUGAUUGAUCUCUGCGUUGAUAAAACUUUCUUUCAGGGUUUUAAUAUCUUCCAAGUAAGUUGUAAAAGCUGGUCAUUUUUUCGAUUCCCAAAACCAUCUUCACCAAUUGAAAACAGUUUGUUGAAGAGGUGAGAGACUAGCCCGGACAAACUGUUUUCAAUUGGUUCAAUUACCCAUAUAAGUGUUUCCACCUCCGAAUGAAGAGGUGAGAGACUAGCCCGGACGUUUCCUACCCCCAUCAAACCAGCAAAACCUUCUAAUGUACUAUACCAGCCUUGUCCCAAAAUUUUUUUAUUGAUUUUGCAAGAUCCAUCUGUAAAGCACCAUCUCCCUGAAAUCACUGGAAAAUUCAUCACCUAUACUUGUUGUGCUUCUUUUUGUGUAUGUAAUACUUGCGCCUCGGCCCAAAUGAUUGAUUUUGUUUCGGCUAUUUUUAGUGUUUCCAUGGGUCAAUAUCCAAAUUACUAAAAACUUUGUCGUGGAGAAACUCUCCAAAAAAGAUGAUUCAUAUUUGUGAAUAGAGAACUAGUGGGAAAUAUAACUGGGUUUGAUGGUAUAUUUAAGAGCACACAAACCUGGUGUACUGGAAGACAUUCAAAAAAUACAUGGUUUAUUGAUUCCUCUGAGGCUCCACAUCUGACACAGCAUAAGUUCCUUUGCAUCCCUCUUGCUCGCAGAUUUUUCCUGACUGCUAUACAAUCUGAUACCAGUUGCCAUAAAAAAUGUUUUAACUUCAGUGGACACUGUAUUUUCUAGCAAAACGCUUUCAGUAGAUCAACCGUGGAUCCAAACACAACUGGUGGUUUUUCCCAAUCCGGAUGUACCCGUUCGACUUGGUAUCCUGAUUUAACUCUAUAUUUUCCAUUAUUAGUGAAAUGCUAACCAUCCCUGUGUGCCAUGUGUGUCAUGCUAAGUGGUAUACUUUCUAUUAUUUUUACAUCGUGGGGAUCCGCCAAAACCUGAAUUGCCUGUGAGUUCCAAGUUCGCGAAUCUGAGUGGAUAAGAGAGUCCACUAUAAGGUCCGGGUAAAAGUUAUGUUGGUUUUUAUUUGCUGGUCUCGGGCGAGUGGUUGUGAGCCAUAGGUCAUUCCAUACGAAUAUAGAUGAUCAUGAUCCCACCCUUUUAAUUAGUCAUUUGCUAACCAGAGAUCUAUAAGAAACCAUACUCCACCAGCCAUACAAUAGGGAAUAUGAUCGGAUUGGUUCCAGAGGUGAAGCCUUCUUGAAGUACCUUUCUUUGAAAACUCCAGAGAAUAAAUUAUUUGAGUUCUCAAUCAGACGCCAAAAUUGUUUACCAAGCAUCACCGUGUUAAAAUCAAUGAGAUCUUUAGAGCCCAAACCUCCUUCAUCCUUGUUUAUACAUAAUUUGUCCCAUGAUUUCCAGUGCAUGAUGUUUGCGCUUCCUCCUGGACUCUACCAAAAUUUUGUCACCACACUCGUCAGUUUCUUUGUGAUUGUCUUUGGUAAUCGAUAGCAAGACAUCACAUGAUUUGGUAAAGCGGUCACUACUGAUUUGAUGAUCACUUCCUUUUCCUUUUUAGUAAAAAACUUAAAAGUCCAACCAUUCACCAUGUUAUUUAAACGUUCCUGAACAAAGCCAAACAGAUGUAUCUUCGAUCCCCCAAAACUCUCUGGUAGUCCCAAGUAAGAUCUUAUCCCCCUUAGGUUCUGAAUUCCUAGGAUAUCCCACAGUUCUUGUCAUCUCGAGUCAUCUAUCUUAUGGCCAAACUGAAUCGAUGAUUUCUGAAAGUUUAUUAGUUGACCCGAAACUACCUCGUACUCCUUUAAAAUCCU